Molecule: messenger RNA, 2957 nt
Organism: Alnus glutinosa
Lineage: Eukaryota; Viridiplantae; Streptophyta; Magnoliopsida; Fagales; Betulaceae
Product: probable receptor-like protein kinase At2g23200
Exons: 1
Coding region: 178-2664 (828 amino acids)
Biological process (GO): protein autophosphorylation
Cellular component (GO): plasmodesma; plasma membrane
Molecular function (GO): ATP binding; transmembrane receptor protein tyrosine kinase activity
Source: RefSeq, a predicted model, not a curated record
UGCAUUGUCUGUAAUCCUACCUUUCUUUUCGAAAUAGGAAGAAUAUAUCCAAUUCAGUUCAUAGUCCGAGCUUGUUUAAUAUUUCCAUUUUCAUGAAUGAUUGUUGCUAACUUUAUGAGUUUCCACUCUCAGAUACCCAAACCCCUGAAAAAGUAGCAACUCUUGCCAAAAAAAUCCAUGGAAACGCUUCACUCCUGUAAGCUUCAGCUUCAUCUCCAACUCUGUCUUCUCUUACCUCUCCAUUUCUCUUCACUUCUGCUUCUCUCAUCAGCUUACAGUGUUCCUGAUAAGUACUUCAUCAACUGUGGAGCGUCCGACAAGAUAACCUCUGCCGAUGGCCGGCGGGUUUUUGUUGGCGACCGACAUUUCUCUGCUAGAAAAGGCAAAGCUGUCAAAAGCAGCAACUCAUCAACAGACCCUCUGUAUCAAACAGCAAGAGUUUACGAAAAGACAUCCUCAUAUAAGUUCGACAUCAACGAGAACGGUACAUACAUAGUACGCCUCCAUUUCUUUGUUUUCUCUUCAUCUAUUGAUCUGUCUGUUGCUCUGUUCGAUGUUUGGGCUUCUGGGUUUUCACUUUUGACAAAUUAUAGCAUCCGAAACAUUACUUCUCCAAGGAUUGAGGAAUUCUUGCUCACCAUCCCAAAAGGAAAUUUUAAAAUUUACUUCAUACCUUCUCCAGAGUCAUCUUUGGCUUUCGUAAACGCCAUAGAAGUCUUUCCUGCCCCUGACGACUUCUUCCUCGAUGAAACCACUCGCAUAACAUCUACAGGAGAUAAUGUUACCUACCGUGGUUUGAUCUCUCAGGCUCUACAUACAAUCUAUAGGAUCAACUUUGGAGGUGGCUAUAUCAAAGACAAAGAUGAUGAUUUAUGGAGGAAUUGGGAGCCAGAUGAUAGUUACUUACUCAGAUCGGUGAAUAUUACUAACAGGACCGAUGGCCCACCGCCUAAUUACCAGACUGGAAGCCGGGUGACCAGGUAUUUUGCCCCAGAUUUUGUCUAUCGGACAGCCAAAGAGUUGAAUGAAAGUCGUAGCAGCAAUUCCGUUUCAAAUGCAACUUGGAGUUUUCCCGUCAAUAAUAAUGCUACACACUUUGUUCGGGUCCAUUUUUGCGACAUAGUAAGCACAACACGUAAUGACUUGUGGUUCAAUCUCUAUAUCAAUAGGAACUAUAGUAAGAUGAUCUGGCCUUAUGAUAUAAUUCCAAAUCAGCUGGCUGCUCCAUUCUGCUUCGAUUUUGUGGUUGAUUCAGAUGAUUCAGGAUUUAUGAAUGUUAGUAUAGGCGUGCUGCAGAACUCAACCACUCGUGAUGCCUUUUUGAAUGGGCUGGAGAUUAUGGAGUUCAUGGAGAAAUCAAGUUCCAUUCCUAUGGAAAGUGAAUCAGAAAGGAAGAAGUUCUCCCCCAUUAUAAUUGGUCUUAUAAGCAGUGGGGCAUUUGUCAUUUUGGUAGUGGUGGUGGCCACGGGAUUGAAAUGCAGGAAACAAGAGCCUGAUCAAAGUUUGGUAGAACUUCUUUAUGGAGGGUUUAAUUCAAACAACAGGUCGAGUGAAAGUUCUCUUGCAUCCCUUGCUCCUAAUCUAAACUUCAGUUUAAGGAUAUCUUUUGCAGAAAUACGGCGUGCAACUGGGAACUUCAAUGCAAAACAUUUGAUUGGUAAGGGUGGAUUUGGGAAAGUCUACAAAGGAACUCUUCGGGGUAUGACAGUGGCUGUGAAACGAAGUGAAGCAGGGCAUGGGCAGGGUCUUCACGAAUUCCAAACGGAGAUCAUGGUGUUAUCUCAAAUCCGCUACAAGCAUUUAGUAUCUUUGAUUGGGUAUUGCGACGAAGGGUCUGAGAUGAUACUGGUUUAUGAGUUCAUGGAAAAGGGGACUCUCAGAGAAUAUCUGUAUCGUACAGAUGGCAUUUCUGAUAAAUCGUCUUCACUAUCUGAAUUAUCUUGGAUGCAAAGACUUGAAAUUUGCAUUGGUGCGGCAAGGGGCCUAGAUUACCUACAUACUCAGGCAGGAAGAAUCAUACACCGUGAUGUGAAGUCAACGAACAUUCUGCUUGGUAAAGAUUAUGUGGCAAAAGUUGCUGACUUUGGCCUUUCAAAGUCAGGGCCUCCUGAUCCAGAACAUUGCACCAUGGCUGUAAAGGGUAGCUUUGGUUAUUUUGAUCCAGAAUACUUUACAACUCAACAAUAUACCGAAAAAUCUGAUGUCUACUCCUUUGGAGUUGUACUUUUUGAAGUUCUUUGUGCUAGAGCGCCUAUUGACAACUCAUUUCCGGAGGAAGAGGUGUCCCUAACUGAUUGGGUGAUGAAGCUGCAUAGGGAAGGCCGACUUGACAAAUUUAUUGAUCCCGUGCUAGUUGGGAAAAUUAAGGCUGGUUCAUUGCGGACGUUUAGUGAAACUGCUAUGAAGUGCUUGAAGCAAAAUAGUAUUGAGAGGCCUAGUAUGCAUGAAGUGGUGUAUGACUUGGAAUACGCACAACAGCUUCAGGAACCUGUCAUGCACAGAGACCAACAUGAAGUCAGCACGACAAAUAUUACUUCAUUGGAGGGGUUGCAGUUUCCUGCUGCUUGGAAUUUUCCUCUUCAGGAAGAUGAUGAAACACCCAUUGAAGGGGUUGAUGAUUCUGAUGCAGCGGCUACUGAAACUGUGAAAUCUAAAUCCAAUUGAGGAAUGAAGUUGCCAGCUCGUCUCCAUUAUUUGGGGUAAAUUGCUAUCAAUGUGUCAUUGCUCGAUGCUCUAGUCUCUAUUGCUGUCGUCCUUUUUAUUUUUCGUUUUAAUAUUAUUAUUCCUUUUUCUAGCGCUUAAUUAAUUUCAAAAAGUGUUGAAAAAGACUUCUAUUUUCUCCUCGAUCUCUUGGAGUUUUAUUCUCUCCUAUUUGAAUGUUUCACUUGAGAUGGAGGGCAUCCUAAUCCUCCUGGGUGUGGAUAACUUGCACAAAUAAUAACCAUGAUUUAAUGAAA